Messenger RNA from Rana temporaria (common frog), 3993 nucleotides. RefSeq names its product mis18-binding protein 1-like. The record is from RefSeq and is a predicted model, not a curated record. The transcript has 10 exons. Bases 76 to 3951 code for a protein of 1291 amino acids. NCBI's taxonomy places the organism in Eukaryota, Metazoa, Chordata, Amphibia, Anura, Ranidae.
CGCGUGCGCGGCUCGAUUUCAGGGAGGAGCCGUGGAAAGGGAAGCUCAUCAAAGUCGCCAUCUUCUAAAAGAAAAAUGCAGACUAAAGAAGAACUACCGGUCAAGAAGACCAACUCUAAAAAUGGACAGCGAAAUGUCAAGAGGUGUUCACUGAAACCCAUGAGCGUAAUGCUCUCCCCCUUGAACAACAGACAACAGAUGAAAAAAAGGUGUUUGCAACAUCGGGUUCGGUGUCGCAGCUUGAGCCAUUCCAAUAGUCCCCCCAAUGUUUCCUUAGGGAAUAAAAAAUCAAAAGCGGACAAAACUGGGAACAACAAAGCCACUUCCAGUUUUCCACAAGACACAGACGAUUGUGAGACUAGCACUUUGACCGAAAGAAGAUCCUCUAGUGAUAUUAUCAUAAUCAGCGAGGAUGAAAGUGAUGAUUACCUACCUUUCGCUAUAAAAAAAGGGAAUAAGUCUAAAAAGGCUCCAGAAAUAAAACCAGAGAGUUUUAAAAAGAGUAUGCAACCAACUGUCCAUCCUACGGAACUUCAAAAUUGUGUGCGGUCCUCCGAAAGGUUGAAACGUAAAAACAGUUGGAGUAAAGGGCAUGUGAUAGAAAUGCAGAAGGAAACCUUUUGUGAUCAAUUUCCAGGUAGAAAACUAUCAUCUGGUUCUCCAGUGUUAUUGACUAAUAUAACGGAAGCUUCUGAAGACGGAAGCCUUACUGGAUCUAAGGGCCUACAGCACCUUCAGACAAAGGUGAAUUCUGAUCUUUCCAACACAAGUAGAACACAGACCAUAGGGACUGAGCAGCCAAUAACUGAUACUGGGAAACCUCCCGAUUUGGAGAAGGUAGCUGUUUUAUGCGAAAACGCCAGCAAACCGACUGUAAGGAAAAUGCACAAAGCCACUCUACAGAAGUCAAGCAAGCAGAAGGCGAAACCUGUUGAACCUUAUUCCUCAAAACCGCAAAGUUCUUUAACAGAAUCUCAGGACUCCGAAGAAGAAGCAAAAGCAAAGGUCUCCAGGCAAAGGCCGGACAGUCAGAAGUCAACCCUUUCCAAACCCCCUCGGGAAAGGAAUCCUGUAGAGGAAUCCUCCCAUUCUGAAGAAGUGUCUAGUCCGUUGAAUAGUGUGCGGGGGAAACAACGACCACUCAAUUCCAAGAAAGACAAUAAACAAGCUUCUCAUUCUUCUGAAGAUGGAAGCCUUACCGGAUCUAAGGGCCCACAGCACCUUCAGACAAAGGUGAAUUCUGAUCUUUCCAACACAAGUAGAACACAGACCAUAGGGACUGAGCAGCCAAUAACUGAUACUGGGAAACCUCCCGAUUUGGAGAGGGUAGCUGUUUUAUGCGAAAACGCCAGCAAACAGACUGUAAGGAAAAAGCACAAAGCCACUCUACAGAAGUCAAGCAAACAGAAGGCGAAACCUGUUGAACCUUAUUCCUCAAAACUGCAAAGUUCUUUAACAGAAUCUCAAGACUCCGAAGAAGAAGCAAAAGCAAAGGUCUCCAGGCAAAGGCCGGACAGUCAGAAGAAGUCAACCCUUUCCAAGCCCACUCGGGAAAGGAAUCCUGUAGAGGAAUCCUCCCAUUCUGAAGAAGUGUCUAGUCCGUUGAAUAGUGUGCAGGGGAAACAACGACCUCUCGAUUCCAAGAAAGACAAAAAACGACCUUCUCGUUCUACUCAACCUUUAGAUGACCUUGAGAAAGAAAGCUCUCAAAAUAAGGCAUUAGAGGAGCCUUGUGACAAAGUAGCUGUUCCUUCUGGGAAAUCCAAAAGCAGUUCAGAUUUUGAAGAGUCUGAAGUAGAAACGGUUUCUAGAAAGGAUUCGUCUGAAACGGUGAAGUCGAAAAAUAACAGACUUCUUUCUACACCCGGCCCACAGAAAAGACAAAAUACUAAUUCACAGAAAUCUCAAAGACAGGCCAUAGAGCAGGAGAACGCUGAGAAGCGCUUUACGGAAAAAAAAAUUGCAACCAAGCGUUCGCAUCCUAGAGCAUGUCAAAGGAAAACUAAUCUAUCUGAAGAAACUUCGGAGUCUGAAUUCGAUUUUGCAGAAGAAGAUGAUGACCAAGAAGACUAUAAGUCUGAGAGGAAAGCCAGAGGGAAGGCUACCAAACCAAGUACUCAAUUGCGAAAUUUACGGAAACGUCCGCAAAUCUUGAGCAGCAGCAGUGCAUCAGAAAAACGUGACAGAAAAUCCCCAAAUUAUUUGGAUUCAGAGUCUGAAGAGGAAAUGGUUCCUGGAAAGGAUUUGCGCCAAACUGCCAAGUCGAAAAAUAAACUCUUGGUUUCUACUCCUGGACCACCGAAAAGACGAAACACUCGUUCCCAGAAAUCUCAAAGAGGGGCCAUAGAGAAAGAGAACACCGAGAAGCACUUUACAGAAAUAAAUGAUACAAACAAGCAGACAAAUCCUAGUUCACGUAAAAAGAGCAAUCCGAGUGAAACUUCACCGUCUGAAUUAGACGUUGCAGAUGAUGAAAAAGAAGAGAAAAGUGAAGAGGACUAUAAGUCGAAGAGGAAAGACAAGACAAAAGUCAGCAGGAAGGCUACCAAACCAAGUCCGCUGCAGGAUCUUCAAAAACCUCAACAAAACCUAAAAGACAACAAUGCAUCAAGACCCUCUACGCAUUCCAACCCAGAACGCCAACUACCCAAGAACCCAUUUGCAGUUCAUCAGGAAGACGCGACAGAGAAAGAAGUAAAAAGUCUUUACAGAAAAUCCGAAAAUGAUGAUUUGGAUUCAGAGUCUGAAGAGGAAAUGGUUCCUGGAAAGGAUUUGCGCCAAUCUGCCAUGUCAAAAAAUAAACUUUUGGUUUCUACUCCUGGACCACAGAAAAGACGAAACACUCGUUCCCAGAAAUCUCAAAGAGGGGCCUUAGAGAAAGAGAACACAGAGAAGCACUUUACAGAAAUAAAUGAUACAAACAAGCAGACAAAUCUUAGUUCACGUAAAAAGAAGAGCGAUCCGAGUGAAAGUUCCCCGUCUGAAUUAGACGUUGAAGAUGAAGAAGAAGAGAUAAGUGAAGAGGAAUAUAUGCCUAAGAGGAAAGCCAAGACAAAAGUCAGCAGGAAGGCUACCAAACCAAGUCCAUUGCAGGAUCUUCAAAAACCUCAACAAAACCUAAAAGACAACAAUGCAUCAAGACCAUCUAUGCAUUCCAACCCAGAACGCCAACUACCCAAGAACCCAUUUGCAGUUCAUCAGGAGGACUGGACAGAGAAAGAAGUAAAAAGACUUUACAGUGCAAUUUCUACUCUACCAAAGUACAAACGUGGGUUCUGGAACGAUGUUGCCAUGGCAGUCGGAAACCGCUCGGCAGAGGAAUGCCAGGAAAAAUACAUGGACAACCAGCAGUUCAAGGGAUCCAAAUCCAAGCCCAAGAAAAAAAAUUGUUCCUCUAAGAAAAAAAAAGAGAAUAAAGGAAAGGAGAUGGUACAAAUCACAGCAAAAGUGGGAACCCUGAAAAGAAAGCGGCAGAUGCGGGAGUUCUUGGACCAAAUGCAGAAAGACGAUCACGAUGACCUGUUCAGCUCUACUCCAUUUAGGAAUAAGAGAGUGAAGCUACCAUCAAUGAUGCACAACACAGAGGAUGACAACUUCCACCUGGAUGCGCAAUCUCCAUCUUCUUCCUCUGGUAUCUUUCCUCUGGCUUAUACCCCCGAGUCCAAUCAUAUCUCUCCUGGAAUGCUGGGCACCAUCAACAGAUCUGACAAUGAAAAGCAGGUCUACAGACUCCAGAAAAGCCUAAAGCAUCCACAGUUUAGGGUCUUCAUAAACAAAAAAGCGGGACACAGGAUCCAAGCCACGCCAACUUCUCGAAGGGUGACCGCCUUGGAGAAAGGCUCCAGAGACACCUCGGUGAUCGCAAAACUCUUCGAACCGAAUAAGUCGAACAACUCGGAUGAGGAAGAAAAAGAUUAUUAUUUUUCAAACUCCUUUUCUGAUGAGAACUAGAACCUCGGAGUACCCGGUUUUAUAAAUUAUUUAUAUAUUGAA